Prorocentrum cordatum is the source of this 865-nucleotide messenger RNA. The record is from the annotation of a GenBank genome assembly. NCBI's taxonomy places the organism in Eukaryota, Dinophyceae, Prorocentrales, Prorocentraceae.
GAGAUACCGGAGCACGCCGGGGUGCCUGCGCCCGCGGCGCUACGUUCACAUCGCCGACUCGCACCUGGCCUUCUUCCGCGUCGAGCCCCUGGAGGGCGACCGGCCCCUGGGCCGGAUCGAGUACUCGCAGGCACGGGAGCAGGGAGAGCUCGAGAUCGAGCUGCUCAACAGCGGCUUCCUGGUGGCCUGGCUGCGGGCGGAGACCGCGGGUGACAGGGGCCACGUCCUGUCCAGGCUGCGGUCGCAGUCGCGCGGCGCUCUGCUGAUGGCCGAGCUGGACAGCGCCGUCCGGCGCGCCUCCGUGCUCGUCUACGGCGAGUCGGAGGCGAGCGGCAGCGAGGUCGCUGUGCUGCUGGGGUCCAGCGGCCAGGCGGGGGUGGCCGCGGAGGGCAUAGCCUACCGGUACGGCGACCUCGGGGCCGCUUUGCUGCACCCAGAGCACGCGUCGCCGCACCUGGGCGCCAUGAGGGUCUUCUGCGAGUUGUUUUUGGGCCUGUCCAGGCAGGAGGCCACCGAGGCGGCGCCGGGCCUGUGGAGCCUGGCCGAGGACCAGGUCAGGGUCGAGCACAAGCCGCCGCGCCCAGAGUGGCCGGGCGGCCACUUCGUCUACCUCGUGCCCGCGGCGGCCCUGGCGCCGCGCCUGGCGGCUAGCAGCAGCUCCACCGCGGCACCGGCCUCCUGCCUGGACGCGCUCUGCGCGCAGUUCCGCCCGAACGCGGCCCUGGACGCGGUAGCGCUGGUGCUGAUGAGGGACCUCAUCUGCAGCGCUCAGGAUGGCGUGAUGUACACGCCCACCCUGAGCCGCAACGCUCCAGGGCUCCAAGACGACGGCCGGCUCUGGCUGCGGGCCGACAUGCUCCGCUGA